This is a messenger RNA of Terrapene triunguis (Three-toed box turtle), 1569 nucleotides long. It is a transcript of the gene ANKRD34C, whose product is annotated as ankyrin repeat domain 34C. The coding region runs from base 1 to 1569 and encodes 522 amino acids. The transcript has a single exon. NCBI's taxonomy places the organism in Eukaryota, Metazoa, Chordata, Testudines, Emydidae. The record is from RefSeq and is a predicted model, not a curated record. Gene Ontology annotation, molecular function: protein binding.
AUGGAUGAAGCGCCGGAGCUGCGGCCGGACGGGAAUUCCCUGCUCAAGGCGGUGUGGCUGGGCAGACUCCGGCUGGCCAGACUCUUGCUGGAAGGUGGGGCCUACAUUAAUGAAAGCAACGGGAAGGGAGAGACCGCUCUCAUGGUGGCCUGCCUCACUGAGCACGUGGACCAGCAGAGCACAAGCAAAGCCCGGAUGGUGAAGUACUUGCUGGCUAACAGGGCUGAUCCCAACAUCCAGGACACAUCCGGCAGGACAGCCCUGAUGCACGCCUGCCUCCAAGGGGCCGGGGAAGAGGUCGUUUCUCUGCUGCUGGAGAACGGAGCAGACCCGAGCCUAGAAGAUCACUCGGGCGCAUCUGCUCUGGUUUACGCUGUCAACGCAGAUGACAAGGACGCGCUCAAACGUCUCCUGGAAGCCUGCAAAGCCAAGGGGAAGGAGGUGAUCAUUAUAACUAUGGACAAGUCCUCGGCAGGUACCAAAGCUACCCAACAAUACCUCCACGUCCCGCCCUCGCCAGAGCUGCGGGAGAGGCAGGGCCCGGGCCUGGGCAUGACGCCUUCGGAGAGUGAACUGAAAGCGUCCACUUCAGCGGCUGCGAAGGAAGAGCCCUUCUUCCGCUUCCACUCCGCGCCUGCCAGCGGCUGCCAGCCGGCCAAGGCCCUUCACGAGCCCUGGUCUCCUACCAGGAAAUCCUGCAAUCCCAAAAGAGCCCGUUUGCCACAGCUGAAGAGGCUGCAGUCAGAACCAUGGGGCUUGGUUGCACCUUCUGUUCUAGCCUCCGGCGCCCAUGCAGCCGAGGCCAAGGUGUGUGCAGAUGAUGAAAUCAUCCUGGGCAUCAGUGACUUAUCGCUCUCCAGAAAGGGUUCCUUCCCCAGGAACUGCAGCAGUAAGAGCAGAGACCUGCCUCUCUUCCCUUUGGUGGACGACCAGGCUCCGAAGAUCCCACCAACUUCUGUGCCAGGAGCCAGGAAACCAUCCUAUGAGAAAGCUCAGCCCCUUGCUCAGCGCGCAGCCAGGAGGAACGCGGUCCCCGCUGAGCCGGAGACCACACCCUGCAAAGACACCCUGCACCGGAGAAGGCUGGGCACGGCGCAUUACGAUUCGGAUUCACAGCUCUACUGCGACUCCAGCUCCGUUCUGGCUGAUUCGGGGAAGGUGCUUUUGGAGAGAAAACAGCUCACCGGUUCCCAUUUGGCGUUGUUCAACAGCUCCCGGGAAUCCCUGGACAGCGCUCCCAGCACUUCUCCUGGGACGGUUCGUCGCAGGCCGCCCAGUUUGCUGGAAAGACGGGGCUCUGGGACUCUCCUGCUCGAUCACAUUUCUCAUACAAGACCAGGGCAUUUGCCUCCUUUGAAUGUAAACCCCAACCCGCCAAUUCCCGACAUCGGCUCUAACAGCAAACCGUCUUCCCCGCUCGCUGCGGGCUUCAAACCCCUAGCACCCGCUGCUCCGAGUUCGCCGAGAAGGGCUGACUGGCGAGCCAAAAAGAAGCUGCUUCGGAGACACUCCAUGCAGGCUGAGCAGAUGAAACAACUCUCCAAUUUUGAGGAAAUAGUGGCCCAGUAG